ACCCCCCUGAAGAAGACUAAUGCUCUCAUUGCGCAGAUGGGAAUAACCUUCCUCAAUGCGUAUGUCCCCAGUGCACUUUGCUGUCCCAGUCGAGCCAGCAUUUUAACAGGAAAAUAUCCACAUAAUCAUCAUGUUGUCAAUAACACUCUGGAAGGAAACUGUAGCAGCAAGUUAUGGCAGAAGAUUCAAGAACCAUAUACCUUCCCGGCGCUGCUCAAAACUAUGUGUGGUUACCAAACGUUCUUUGCCGGCAAGUACUUGAAUGAGUAUGGAGCAGAGGAUGCAGGGGGAGUAGGUCAUGUUCCUCCUGGAUGGAGUUUUUGGUACGCAUUGGAGAAAAACUCAAAGUACUACAACUAUACUCUUUCAGUAAAUGGCAAAGCACGAAGGCACGGCGAGAACUACAGCGUAGAUUAUCUGACAGAUGUAUUGGCCAACAUGUCAUUGGACUUCUUGGAGUAUAAAUCUAAUUUCGAGCCUUUCUUCAUGAUGAUCUCAACCCCAGCACCGCACUCCCCUUGGACAGCUGCUCCACAGUAUACGAAGAGCUUUCAGAAUGUCAGUGCACCAAGAAACAGCAAUUUUAAUAUUCAUGGAAAGAACAAGCACUGGUUAAUUCGACAAGCAAAGACCCCAAUGACUAACUCUUCAAUACAGUUUCUUGAUGAUGCUUACAGAAAGCGGUGGCAAACUCUGCUGUCAGUAGAUGACCUGAUAGAGAAACUAGUGAAGAAACUGGAACUGAAUGGAGAGUUAGACAACACGUACAUCUUCUACACAUCAGACAAUGGCUUCCACACUGGCCAGUUUUCCUUGCCAAUAGACAAACGGCAGCUGUACGAGUUUGAUAUCAAAGUUCCGUUGCUAGUUCGAGGACCAGGGAUAAAACCAAACCAGACAAACAAGAUGCUUGUUGCAAAUAUUGAUUUGGGUCCCACUAUCCUGGAUAUUGCGGGGUAUGACUUGAAUAAGACCCAGAUGGACGGGAUGUCACUAUUGCCACUGCUGAGAGGAGACAAAAAUGUGACGUGGAGAUCAGACUUCUUGGUGGAGUACCAAGGAGAAGGAUACAACGGCAGUGAUCCUACCUGUCCUGGCCUAGGACCUGGAGUCACACACUGCUUCCCAGACUGUGUCUGCGAAGAUUCCUAUAACAACACGUACGCUUGCGUAAGGACACUCUCAACUACCUGGGAUCUGCAGUACUGUGAAUUUGAUGACCGGGAGGUGUUUGUGGAAGUGUAUAACUUGACUGCAGACCCACACCAGAUCGAUAACAUUGCUAAAACAAUUGAUCAAGAAAUUUUAGAAAAGAUGAACUAUCGAUUAAUGAUGCUGCAAUCCUGCUCAGGAGCAACUUGUCGUACACCAGGUGUCUUCGAUCCAGGGUACAGGUUCGACCCACGGCUCAUGUUCAGUAAUCACGGUGUUCGGGCUCGGAGGUUUUCUGCACAGACCUUAUAAGGCACUUAAGAGCCUCUUGCAAUGAGCUCCCACUGACCGGUUUCUCCAGUGACUGCAGCGGGUCUGUCUCUGUAACUCUCGUUGAUCACAGCUGGAAGACUUUUCAUGGGCUCUUCAGACUCUGUUUGGAAGAAAACCCCUUGUCUUUAGCUGGUUGCCUUGUGCAAUAUGUAUAUUUUACAGCUGAACUGUAACUCUGAAUCAUUAGACACAGCUAAUCUGUCUUGCUCAGAUAGUUGAUUACCACCUUUAUCCUUCAAGUACCUUUUCAUAUCACAGGCACAGAGGUGAUCCUUUGCCUAUGAAUCUGAAGUUUAUUUUGUUCUAAAAAAAUCAAUGAAUGCGUAUUUGAUUUGGGUUAGGUAGGCAGGUGCUGUUGCACAGUAAUGCUCACCCAUAUUCAGUGUCAUAGACUUUCUGAAAAGCUAUGUCUAAUUACAGGUUUCCUGUUUUGAGCUCAAAGCUGUUAAUGACAGUAGAGAACUAGCCCAAA
Messenger RNA from Apaloderma vittatum (bar-tailed trogon), 1957 nucleotides. It is a transcript of the gene GNS, whose product is annotated as glucosamine (N-acetyl)-6-sulfatase. Gene Ontology annotation, molecular function: N-acetylglucosamine-6-sulfatase activity; glycosaminoglycan binding. The record is from RefSeq and is a predicted model, not a curated record. The transcript has 13 exons. Gene Ontology annotation, biological process: glycosaminoglycan metabolic process. Lineage: Eukaryota; Metazoa; Chordata; Aves; Trogoniformes; Trogonidae. The annotation marks the transcript as partial.